This is a messenger RNA of Sorex fumeus (smoky shrew), 1610 nucleotides long. It is a transcript of the gene METTL9, whose product is annotated as methyltransferase 9, His-X-His N1(pi)-histidine. The record is from RefSeq and is a predicted model, not a curated record. The coding region runs from base 168 to 1103 and encodes 311 amino acids. Lineage: Eukaryota; Metazoa; Chordata; Mammalia; Eulipotyphla; Soricidae. The transcript has 5 exons. Gene Ontology annotation, molecular function: protein-L-histidine N-pros-methyltransferase activity.
CGCCCGCUCCUCCCCACCCCCGCGCGGGCGCUGCAGGGGCUGCACGGGCGGGCCGGGCGCGAUGGCUCGAGCCCGGGCGGCGGCGGCGGCGGCGGGCGGCGGCGGCGCCGCCUCGUGCUCGGCCCGGCGCCGGCGGUGAUCGCAGCGAGCGGCCGCGGCGGCCCCCGAUGAGACUGUGGGUGGCGUGGCUGUGCCUGAGCCUGGCGUCCGCGUGGCUGGCGCGGAGGAUGUGGACGCUGCGGAGCCCGCUCGGCCGUUCCCUGCACGUGAACAUGACGAGCGGCCCCGGCGGCCGGAGGGAGACCCACCAGUGGUAUGUGUGCAACAGAGAGAAAUUAUGUGAAUCACUCCAGGCUGUCUUUGUUCAGAGUUACCUUGACCAAGGAACACAGAUCUUCUUAAACAACAGCAUUGAGAAAUCAGGCUGGCUCUUUAUCCAGUUAUAUCACUCUUUUGUGUCAUCUGUCUUCAGCCUUUUUAUGUCUAGAACGUCUAUCAAUGGGUUGCUAGGAAGAGGCUCAAUGUUUGUGUUUUCACCAGAUCAGUUUCAGAAACUGCUUAAAAUCAACCCAGAUUGGAAAACCCAUAGACUUCUUGAUUUAGGUGCAGGAGACGGAGAAGUCACAAAGAUCAUGAGCCCUCAUUUUGAAGAAAUCUAUGCCACGGAGCUGUCUGAAACGAUGAUAUGGCAGCUGCAGAAGAAGAAGUACAGAGUUCUUGGGAUAAAUGAAUGGCAGAAUACAGGAUUCCAGUAUGACGUCAUCAGCUGCUUGAAUUUGCUGGACCGUUGUGAUCAGCCUCUAACUUUGUUAAAAGAUAUCAGAAGUGUUUUGGAGCCAACUCGGGGCAGGGUCAUCCUUGCCCUGGUCUUACCCUUUCACCCCUAUGUGGAAAACGUAGGUGGCAAGUGGGAGAAACCAUCGGAAAUUUUGGAAAUCAAGGGACAGAAUUGGGAAGAGCAAGUGAACAGCCUGCCCGAAGUCUUCAGAAAAGCUGGUUUUGUGAUCGAAGCUUUCACCAGACUGCCGUACCUAUGUGAGGGCGACAUGUACAAUGACUACUACGUGCUGGAUGACGCAGUCUUUGUCCUCAAGCCGGUGUAGACGAGGGAGUGGGGGGUGGGGGGGCCAAGUCUCCACAGUCUGCCUCAAGAAUGUCCACCUGAGAAGAGGGGCAGCAUUCAUGACUGUGUGGAGGGAGGAACAUUGGGGGCUGCCGUUCUGAAUAUCAUGUAGGAAUUAAAAAAGCCAAAAUACUAAUUAUUUCUUUGUAGUGUGUAAAAGGAAUGUUUUUAAAAAAACAAAAAUGCAACUCGUUGAGGAUUUUUAUCAGCUCUCUACUCAGUAAUGCAGGUCACAUUCCAGUGAUGGAAGAUAUUUUUUAUACUUAAUCGCAGUAGGGAUUCGUUCCCAGGCAGAGUACUUGUCCCGGCUCCAACAGAACCAGUGCAUAUGGAUUGUUUAUACUAAAAGGAAGACUGGCAAUAAAGCUGCCCAUUCAGUCACGAAUAUUGGUUAUAAGGUGUAGCCACUGAUACUCUUUCAUGUUUAGAAAUUCUUUCUGUCAUUAUUCAAGAAAAUGUUUUUAAUCAUGCUAAUAAACUUUUUGGA